AUGAUUCAAAUUCUCUCCGCGUGUCUUCACCUCCCACUUCAUCGUCCUCUCCAUCAUCGUACUCCUACCAACACCAAUGGCGCCUCCCCCUCCACCAUCCAACUCCUCCGCUCCUCCGCGUCGCAAAGGGACGCGAUCCUCGCCUCCUCCCUCCACGCCGCGCUCCUCAAAUCCGGGCUCCGCUCCGACCUCUUCGUCGCCAACGCCCUCCUCGACGCGUACCUCAAAAAUGGCCUCCUCUCCUACGCCGCGCACCUGUUCGACGAAAUGCCCCAGAGAGACGUCGCCUCCUGGACGUCCCUCAUCUCCGGCCUCGCACGCUGCAACGCCGCAAACGCCGCCGUUUUCGCCUUCUUGGAUAUGUUGGGCACGGACGACGAAGUUCGUCCGAACGAGUUCACCGUCUCCGCUCUUCUCCAGGCUUGUGGGCACAUAAAGGAUGUGAAGCUCGGAACAAUGGCGCACGCAUACAUUGUUAAAAAUGGGUUCUUUUCCGAUUCGUUUGUCGCUAACUCUUUGAUCGAUAUGUACGCGAAGAUCGGGUCUGCGGCGAGUGCCGAGAAACUUGUUCGUAGGCUGCGUUGCAGGGGCGUGGUUUCAUGGACUGCGGCGCUUUCGGGGUGCGUCUUGAAUGGGAUGUUCGAGAAGGCCUUGGAGCUCUUCACAAUGAUGUUGAAAGAUGGCAUUUUGCCGAACACCGUCACGAUGCUGAGCAUUAUCCAGGCUUGCUCGCUGUUGCGCGAGCCGAGUUUUCUCCGCUGGGUUCAUGCUUGGGCUACAAAGCUAGAGCUUGACCGCAACGAUUUGAUAGCGAAUUCUCUUGUCGAGAUGUACGCAAAAAACGAAUUUCUUGAAGAAGGUGUGAAGGUCUUUUACAUGUCCUAUUUGUUCGACGGGAAAGUGUGCUCGGACGCUAGCGUUGUUGCAGCGAUUGUUCAUGGUUGUAGCCUUUCGGGUUCGUUGAAGCAUGUAAAAGAGAUCCAUGGGUACUUAACUAAGGCCGGUUUCUUCCCGUGCACCGUAAUAGAGAACUCUGUAAUGGGCGCGUAUGCGAAACAUGGUCGAGUAGAUGAUGUGCAUCUGGUGUUCGAAAGGAUGGUUCAACGAGAUACUGUAUCUUGGAACACCGUGAUCUCGUGUUUUGUAAAGAACGACCGAGCUGGUGAUGCACUAGAAUUUCUUGGAUUGUUCCAUAAAUUGACCCAAAUUGGGUUGCGGCCGGAUUUCGUUACAAUUUUGAGCUCAAUACAAGCAUGCUCUGAAGUUGCAUCACUGCAGCAAGGCCAAGUACUCCACAGUUAUGUCAUCAAAUCAGGAUUCGACGUCGAUGUUUACGUAUGCAAUGCGCUCAUCGACAUGUAUGCUAAGUCGGGCAGGAUAGAUUUUGCAGAGCUAAUGUUUAGGGAGAUUGGAUUCGGCUUUAAGGAUAUCUCCUCUUGGAAUUCGAUGAUCGCAGCAUACGGAAUUCACGGAGAUGGUAGUUCCGCUAUGAGGGUUUUCGACAGGCUAAAGAACGAAGGAAACCACUCACCAAAUGCUGUAACUUUUGCUUGUGUUAUUUCUGCGUGCGGUCACGCGGGUUUUACUGAAGAGGGCUAUGAAUGCUUCAAGAGCAUGAAGAGGGAUUAUGGAAUCGAGCCUCGUACGGAGCAUUACGCAUCAAUGGUGGAUCUUUUUGGGAGAUCAGGAAAGCUCAGAGAGGCCGUGGAAUUCAUCAAAGAUAUGCCCAUUCAACCUGGGCCUUCUGUGUGGGGAGCACUUUUGGGUGCUUGUGGGCUUCAUUGGAACAUCGACAUUGCCGAAAAAGCUGCAAAGGAGCUCGCCGUUUUAGAGCCCGAAAGCGAUAUAUGGAAGGUGAGUUUGUCGAAUGUUUACGCAUCUGUUGGAAAAUGGGGGGAUUGGGCAAAAGUUAGGGCUUCGAUGAAGAGCAAAGGAUUGAGAAAGGAAGCAGGGUGGAGUUCUGUGGAGGUAAGAGGGAUGGAGAGGUAUCGGUUUACGGUCGCAGAUACGAGGCAUCGGGAAAGUGAGAGAAUAUAUGAAGUUUGGAGAAGUAUCAACAAGCACAUUGCAGAUGCUGCUGCUGCUGAUGCAUAUUUGUGGAAUUAG
Messenger RNA from Ananas comosus (pineapple), 2106 nucleotides. Its product is annotated as pentatricopeptide repeat-containing protein At1g06140, mitochondrial-like. Lineage: Eukaryota; Viridiplantae; Streptophyta; Magnoliopsida; Poales; Bromeliaceae. The coding region runs from base 1 to 2106 and encodes 701 amino acids. Gene Ontology annotation, biological process: RNA modification. The transcript has a single exon. The record is from RefSeq and is a predicted model, not a curated record. Gene Ontology annotation, molecular function: RNA binding; protein binding.